Lodderomyces theae is the source of this 1383-nucleotide messenger RNA. RefSeq lists its product as uncharacterized. Lineage: Eukaryota; Fungi; Ascomycota; Pichiomycetes; Serinales; Debaryomycetaceae. Bases 1 to 1383 code for a protein of 460 amino acids. Gene Ontology annotation, molecular function: peptidase activity. Gene Ontology annotation, biological process: proteolysis. The record is from RefSeq and is a predicted model, not a curated record. The transcript has a single exon.
AUGGUUCACAAAAUCCUUGACUACUUCCAGCUGAACAAGGUCCUUAACCAAAAAAUUGGCUUUGAACUACCAUUGGACCAUAAGGAUGCCAAAUCGCGCAAGAUCCAAGUCGUGGUUACCAUUUCUCAAAAAUACGAUCGAACCAAGCACGCCAAUUUGGAUGGGUUUGAGAAAGUCGUCUUGCCUGAGUCACCCAAUUUAAUACUUUAUUUACAAGGAGGGCCAGGGUUUGGUUGUUCUGUCCCCACCAGCUACACGGGGAUAACCAAAGUGUUGUUGGAUGAAGGAUAUCAAAUCGUGUGGAUGGAUCAAAGAGGCACAGGCGGCAGCACCCCUAUUGAUUACAAGACAUUGAGUGAAAGUCUAUCCACUAAAUCUUCGGUUGAUGAUCAAUUGGAAACAAUUUUGAACUUUCGUGCGGACUCAAUUGUGAAGGAUGCAGAAUUGAUUCGUAGGGAGUUGAUUGGUGAUGACGUCAAAUGGUCUUCAUUGGGUCAAUCGUAUGGCGGAUUUUGCAGCUUUACUUACUUGUCACUUUAUCCUGACUCCUUGAAGCACGUGUUUGUUACAGGUGGUGUACCGCCAAUUGGAUUUGACGUUGAUGCUGUGUACACACAAACUUACAAACGUACAAAGGAGAGGAAUGCGCAUUACUAUAGUAAAUAUUCCCAGGAUGUUGCUCGUGUGGUGGAAAUAUGUCAAUACUUGAAGUCAAAUGAGACGAUCUUACCGGAUGGAGGCAGAUUAUCAGUCGAACGGUUUCAACAAUUGGGUCUCAAUUUUGGAGGUUUUGGUGGCACUGACGAAGUCCAUAAAAUUGUGACAUCUUUUUGGCAAGAUUUGCAAACGUUCAAGUACCCAACUGUGUACACACUAACAUUGGUACAGAAUGCCAUGUCGUUUGAUACCAAUGUCAUUUAUGCUCUUUUUCAAGAAGCGAUCUACUGCAGUGGGAAAACUAAGAGCAACUGGAGUGCAGACAGGUUGAGAUAUGCUCCUGGUAAUGAAAAGUUUCAACUCAACGAUAAAGAGAUUUAUUUCACUGGUGAAAUGGUUUUCAAAAGCAUGUAUGAAGAUUAUGCUCAACUUAGACAAUUCAAAACUUUAGCUUACGCAUUGCAUGAAAAAGACUCUUGGAGCACAUUGUACGAUGUCAACAAGUUGCAAAAAAUUACCUGGAAGGAUGUGCCUAUAGUUGCCACAACGUACUAUGCCGAUCAAUAUGUUGAUUUUGAAUUGACAAGAAACGUUAAGCAACAAUACCUCCCAUCUUGUAACUUACGUCAAUACAUUACAAACGAUUUGUUUCAUAAUGGGUUACGAAUCGAUCCAGAAAAAGUUCUUGGAUCAAUGUUUAAAUUAUUAGAUAACGACUUCGAUUAA